Messenger RNA from Symbiodinium sp. CCMP2456, 1371 nucleotides. Lineage: Eukaryota; Dinophyceae; Suessiales; Symbiodiniaceae. The record is from the annotation of a GenBank genome assembly.
AUGGCUGUCAGUGACCCGUCUUUGACAGCGAAGCUGGUUUCCGAAUUUGUGGGCACGUUCCUGCUCGUGCUGACUGUCGGAUGCAAUGUUCUAGGAAGCACGAGCACGUGGGGUGGCGUGUCAAUCGCUUUCGUUCUCAUGGUUUCCAUCUAUGCAAUGGGAGCCAUCUCGGGAGCGAAUUUUAACCCGGCUGUGUCGGUGACUUUGGGCAUUUCGAAGUCUAUGGGCGGGCCCGGCCUCGAUUGGAAGACCGUCGGUCAAUACUCGGCAGUUCAGACCCUGGCUGGGAUUUCAGCUGCUGUCUGCUACUGCUUGCUGUACGGACGCAGCUUCAACUUGACGCCGUCGGAGGGAUUUGGCUGGCUCAAUGCCGGGUUGUGCGAGACGCUCUACACGUUCGUGCUUACGUUCGUGGUCCUGAAUGUGGCAGCAGCCCGCAAGAAUGCGACAGAGCGCAACGAGUACUAUGGCAUGGCCAUUGGGUUGGUCAUCGUUGCAGGAGCCUAUGGUGCCGGAGCUGUGUCCGGGGGCUGCUUCAAUCCCGCUGUCGCUCUCGCAAUCGAUGUGUCGAGCGCAGCUCGUGGAUUUGGCUGGUGUGUGCCCUAUGUCCUUUUCGAGCUUGCUGGGGCAGCAGCAGCAGCCGCUCUCUUCAAGCUUGUGCGUCCUGAAGAUUUCGGUGGUGAACGCUCCGGACAGGCAGAGCUUGUGUCGGAGUUUCUAGGAACAUUCGUGCUCGUUUUGACAGUCGGUUUGAAUGUGCUCGCCAAGUCCCCAGCUGGUGCACUCUCGAUUGCUGCAGCCUUGACAGCCAUGAUCUAUGCUGUUGGUGACGUCUCCGGAGCUCAUUUCAAUCCAGCUGUGACACUGGCAAUCUUUGCAUCGGGCAGGAGCGCGCAGUUGACCCCGGUGAAGGCUAGCAUGUACGUUGCUGCUCAGAUAUGUGGUGGAAUCGCGGCGGCUGCCACGUACACAUUCAUCUAUGUUGGGCAAUCUUUCCCACUAGGCCCGGUCGCCGGCAGCACGUGGUCGCAGGUCGUGGUCGCAGAGACAAUCUUCACCUUUCUGCUGAGCUUUGUGGUUCUCUGCGUUGCCGUGUCAUCCAGGACGAAGAGUUCCCAGAUGUUCGGACUCCUGAUCGGUUCCUGCGUCACAGUCGGAGGCUUCGCGAUUGGUGGAAUUUCCGGCGGGUCUUUGAAUCCGGCAGUCUCUGUGGGGAUCGCAUCCGCCAAUCUUCUCAAUGGUGGGCUCUUUUACACGGCUCUGAUUUACUCUGCACUGGAGCUCACUGGUGGAGCCAUCGCUGUUGGAGUGUUCAGGCUCACACAUGAUGUGGACCUGGACUCGGCAGAGAAGGAGAAGCUGGUUGCAUGA